UAUGCGCUCUGUGCCGCACUCCUUUCUUCGCUUCCGACUCAACACCUCCCUGUUUCUCCUGGCGCAUGUUAGCCUGGGCAGCAUCUGGAAAAAAAAUCAUUUUUUAUUUAUUUAAAGGAAAAGCUGAGAGAGCUGAAAGAGAGAAAUAGUUGACUUAACAGUUAAAACAGAGUAAAAACUCUUUACUUUUUUUAAAAAUAUCUUCUUGGUCUGAUUAACGAGGGAAGGCUUUGGCGUUAAGCUAACGUGCGCAGGGUCUCCGGCGAUCUAAACCUAACUGUUCAAUUUCACUACUGGUCCCACUGAAAUCCGCGAUGCUGCCCAUCAGAUAUUCUGACACUUACAUCUCUCUCUCUCUCUCUCUCUCUCUCUUAUAGCAGUUUAGUUUUGCUGCUUGUUUAUGGAUAGAGCUAACAUGCGCAUAUAAAUUGUUUUUAUAUAGAAAAUAUCUUUAGCCGCUUUUUUUUCUUGAGAAAAAAAAACAGUUCCUGUGUUUUUAAUUCAAUCUUCUCCUUCUGCUUCCCCUUCCUUCCUCGCUUUUUCUACAAGUUUUAGGUUUGGUGAGAUAUAUAAAAAUGAAGAAUUCGCUGUACGAACAGCUAGUGAUCCAAGCUACAACCCUAAUAGUGGAGAAAGAGGAGAGGUUUUCAAUGGAAGUUCUCUAGCUUUUCCUUUUUUAUUUUUCUGAGGGGUAAAUUUGUAAUUUUAAUUUUAUUGUGAGAAUGGAGGGAAAGGAGCCGAAUAAAAGUGGUGGAGGAGGAGAAGGACUAAUUGAUAGAAGCAAAGUACGGAUUUUGUUAUGUGAUAAUGAUUCCAAAAGCUCCGAGGAAGUUUUUACUCUUCUUUUGAAGUGCUCUUAUCAGGUUACAUCAGUGAGAUCAGCUAGGCAGGUGAUUGAUGCAUUAAAUGCCGAGGGACCCGAUAUUGAUAUCAUACUUUCUGAAGUUGACCUUCCAAUGAACAAAGGCAUGAAGAUGUUGAAAUAUAUCACACGGGAUAAAGAGUUACGGCGCAUUCCUGUUAUCAUGAUGUCGGCACAGGAUGAAGUCUCCAUUGUUGUCAAGUGCUUGAGGUUAGGAGCCGCAGACUAUCUUGUAAAGCCUCUACGUACAAAUGAGCUAUUGAACCUAUGGACACACAUGUGGAGAAGGAGGCGCAUGCUUGGUUUGGCAGAGAAGAACAUCUUGAUUUAUGACUUUGAUUUGGUAGCAUCAGAUCCUAGUGAUGCCAACACAAAUAGUACUACUCUUUUCUCAGAUGACACAGAUGACAAGUCUCGUAAAUGCCUAAAUCCAGAAAUUGGUGUAUCAACUCAUCAGGAAGAUGUGUCUGCUGCUGCCGCUGCUACUGCUUUUGCUGCUGCCGCUGCUACUGCUUUUGCUGCUGCUGCUACUGCAGGUUGUGGUAGUACUACUGUUGUUGCUGCUGCUACUGCAGAUCGUGGUAGUGGUACUGCUGCUGAUGAACCUCCACCUUGCAAUCGACUAGAAUAUCGACCUGAUGUGCCGGGAAUAAGUGAUCGUAGAACAGCACAAUUAUCAUCUGGUCCAAAGAAGAGUGAAUUGAAGAUUGGCGAGUCCUCUGCUUUCUUUACUUAUGUCAAGUCUAGCACAAUCAAGAAUGACUCCCAAGGGUUUCCAACCACUGAGGACUAUACUGUUCCAAGUCUGAGGGCAGAAGAGAAUCUUCAAGCAUGUGCUCAGCAAGUGGUUAAUGAUGCUCAAUUACAUGAAAAUAGAGAGACGUGGCAGAGCUAUCCACAAGAUGAUUUCCGUAGUAGUUCUAGCAUCCCUGAUUCUAUUUCUCUAGAGAGAUCUUGCACCCCACCCAUGUCGUCAGAGUUUCCGCAAAGAAAUUUCAAGGACGACAAGCUCCCUCAGGUGUUUACAAAUCCGAUAAAUGAACUUCAACUUGACACUUCAGGUUUGUCUACACAAAGUAUGUAUCCAUAUUACAUGUCUGGAGUUGUCAAUCAAGUAAUUAUGCCACCAUCAGCACAACUAUAUCAAAAGAAUCUGCAUGAGUUGCAAAAUAAUGCACCUUCACCUAUGCUGCCUCAAUACAAUCAUCUUUCCCAAUGUUCCCCUCAUGUCGCUAGCAUGGCAUCAUUCCCCUACUAUCCUGUUAAUUUAUGUUUACAACCUGGUCAAAUGCCUCCUACUCAUCCAUGGCCAUCAUUUGGAGGUUCAUCUUCCCCCGAUGUGAAAAUAAAAAAAUUAGAUAGAAGGGAGGCUGCAUUGAUGAAAUUUAGACAGAAAAGAAAAGAGCGGUGUUUUGAUAAGAAGAUUAGGUAUGUUAAUCGCAAAAAGCUUGCUGAAAGGAGGCCUCGUGUGCGGGGACAGUUUGUGAGGAAGUUAAAUGGUGUAAAUGUGGAUCUUAAUGGGCAACCUGCUGCUGAUUAUGAUGAGGAUGAAGAAGAGGAUGAGGAUGAGCUUGCAUUAAGGGGUUCUUCUCUCGAAGAGGAUGCUUCAGGAUCCUAAUGUUCAAGUUGACUGUUGAUGAGGUUUAUUGUAUUUCUGAGAUGCACCCUGCACUUGUGAAGCUUCCGUUCCAAAGUCCCUUGUACUGAGGAUGCCUUAUGCCAAUGAUGAUGUGUAUGCAUCAUACCAGGGGAUUUAUCAUAUCAAAUUCUGAAUGUCCGAACUACCCUUCCAGCAUUUUUCUCAGUGGAUGCUGAAAAUGUUAUUGUUCAGCAUUUUCAGGUUAAGCAGUCGGUGGCUUUAAAUGCAUUAAGCUUCUUGACAAAGUAUCUCACGUCGAGAUUGCGUGAGCUGAAGGCCAAUGCUCGACUCUAUAAUUAUUUUCCUGGUUCAAACCCCAAAUGUGGGAGGAAUGUUAAGACAUUGAAAUUCUCCGGAAAAUCAACUGCAGAAUUCUAUUUCUUUUUACAGAUCCAAUGGAAAAUAUUGAAGCAACUGUUGUAAA
Molecule: messenger RNA, 2925 nt
Organism: Ricinus communis (castor bean)
Lineage: Eukaryota; Viridiplantae; Streptophyta; Magnoliopsida; Malpighiales; Euphorbiaceae
Product: two-component response regulator-like APRR1
Exons: 6
Coding region: 723-2480 (585 amino acids)
Biological process (GO): phosphorelay signal transduction system; cytokinin-activated signaling pathway; regulation of flower development
Molecular function (GO): protein binding
Source: RefSeq, a predicted model, not a curated record